Staurois parvus is the source of this 346-nucleotide messenger RNA. Lineage: Eukaryota; Metazoa; Chordata; Amphibia; Anura; Ranidae. The record is from the annotation of a GenBank genome assembly.
CAUCAGGGCACUGAUGAUCAGUGCCCUGAUGAUCGGUGCCCAGCAGUGCCACCCACCUGUUCUGCCCACCUGUGCCCAGCAGUGCGCCCACCUGUGCCCAGCAGUGCACCCACCUAAGUGCCACCUACCUGUGCCCAGCAGUGCCACCCACAUGUGCCCACCAGUGCCACCCACCUUUGCCCACCAGUGUCACCCACCAGUGCCGCCAGUCAGUGCCCAGUGGUUGUGCCAGUCAUUGCCCAGCAGUUGCGCCAGCCAAUGCCGCCAGUCAGUGCCCAGCACUGAUGCCAGUCAGUGCCACCUAUCAGUGCUGUCUAUCAGUGCCGCCUAUACGCGACACCUCAUU